Neoarthrinium moseri is the source of this 3435-nucleotide messenger RNA. RefSeq lists its product as uncharacterized. Gene Ontology annotation, cellular component: nuclear pore. Lineage: Eukaryota; Fungi; Ascomycota; Sordariomycetes; Amphisphaeriales; Apiosporaceae. The record is from RefSeq and is a predicted model, not a curated record. Bases 1 to 3435 code for a protein of 1144 amino acids. Gene Ontology annotation, biological process: protein import into nucleus; poly(A)+ mRNA export from nucleus. The transcript has 2 exons. Gene Ontology annotation, molecular function: structural constituent of nuclear pore.
AUGUCAGGCCUCUUCGGCACCCCGUCGGCCGCGCCGAGCACGGGCGGUGGCCUGUUUGGCAACGCGAACGCGACCCAAUCCCAGAAUCCAGCCACGACGCAACCCUCGACAUCCGGCGGCCUCUUUGGCUCUGCCCUCAACCAGAACCAGGCCAAGCCCGCGGCUGGCGGUCUCUUUGGCGGGGCGACUGGCCAGUCGCAAGGUACUGGCGGCGGCGGGCUCUUCGGCGGCGCCUCGACAGCUGCGACCUCUCAGCCCCAGGCUGGUGGUUUGUUCGGAGCCCCCAGCGCCCAGACGAGCCAGCCGGCGGCAGGCGGAGGAUUGUUCGGCGGCGCUGCAGCUCAGGCGCAACCGAGCACAUCGGGCGGUCUCUUUGGCGCGUCUACCACCCAGAACAAGCCGGCUACGGGUGGGCUCUUUGGAGCUUCUACAGCGCAACAGCCACAAUCGAAUACCGGCGGCCUAGGUCUUGGCCUCUCUACAAACAACCAAGCGAACGGCCAGAGUCUGCUCGGCCUGGGGGCUUCUCAACAGCCCACCAACGCCCAGUCUCAAGCAGCACCGAUCGGCUACUUCGACAGCCUGCUCGCCAAGAGCAAGAAGCAGGCCAAUGGAGAGGCCCCCAUGGAGGAGCUCCCUACACUUCAGCUUGGACUUGGUGACCUCCGCCAGAAGCUCAGAAAGCUAGGUCCACGAAGCCAAGAUCCUCUCCAGAGCGCCAGGGCUCAGUACACGCUCGCCGCUUCCGGGAUGGACCCCGGUGCUGCCGUCAAGGACCUGAACUACUUCGAUAUCCAGGCCGGCCGCGUCGAGAGACCCGUUGCUGGACUCGGCCCCUCUGAGCUCGACGUCGAUACCUAUCUCGCAAACCUGCAACAGAAGACCACUCUCAGCAUGAUCGCAGACGGUUUGGAGAGGUCUGUCCGAGACUUCGAUAACUUCCUGGAAGAUAAUGUGGCCAUGGAAUGGGAAGCCCAGCGGAAGCGUAUUUACGAGCAUUUCGGUAUCAAGCCUAGAGAUGACCCGACCGAGUCUGUUGCGGCUGCUAGGGAGUCGCAAUCCGCCGGAGGUUUUGGUCGGAGAAGAGGCAAAGGCGCACGUUCGACGGUGGCAGGCGAGAAGGGCAGUGUGUUUGGUCGAUCUAACCUUCAGAAGUCUGUCAUUGGCACGCCUAGCAAGAUUGGCUCUCACCAGGCUGAAUUCACCGACGUCGAGAGUCAGAACACCAAAUCAACUUCCCUAAAUGGUGCCGCGCCAGUAGACGACCGAUUCAUGCGCGAGAAGCAAAACAAACUUGCCGAGCGCAUUCGGGGGCUCAACCAUGCCCGGCUGGACCAGAUUCCAUUUCCCUUGCUGCAUGAGCUUAGUGACGUCGAGAGCACUUCUGGAGACCGACACGCUCAACACCUGGUUGAUGCAUAUCAUGCAGUGGUGGCCAUGGUCGGCGAGAACCCUGAGGCUGAGACUACCGCACACAAUGCAACAGCAAAGGAACGCCAGUUUGCCAAGAUGUACCUGGAUCUGCAGAGCAACUCUCCAAAUUCGAUCCAGUGGCGCAAGAGGGUCCUUCAGGGUUCGAACGAGUUCUUGGAGAACAGGUUCUUCCAGGAGGUAGAGGCUCUCAUUGCCAAAUACCCUCGCGAGGCCAACUUAGGCGGUCGUCCGGAUGUUGUCAGCAAGAUCAAGGCGUACGUGCGAUUACGGCACAACAGGAAAGAUCUGGUACCCGACAACACUGAGCUUCAACAAGUUAGUGGAGAAUUUGUCUGGGCCCUGGUGUACUACCUCCUGCGCUCCGGUCAUGUAACGGAGGCUGCCGAGUACGUCAAAGAGCACGCCACCACAUUCCGCAGCAUUGAUCGUACAUUUUCGUCUUACCUGCUGGAAUACGCGUCGACGCCAGACCGACGCUUGAGGCGGCAGCUGCAAGAGCGUUGCAACAACGAAUACACACAGCGUGUUCGCAACGCGCCCGAAAACACGAUCGAUCCCUUCCGGAUGGCUUGCUACAAGAUUGUGGGCCGCUGCGAAGUUGCCAACCGAAACCUGGAGGGCCUGAACACGGAUAUCUACGACUGGAUCUGGCUGCAGUUCAAUCUGGCCAGAGAGAACGACAAAUUGACUGAAGUGGCUGGUGAAUCAUACACAUUGAGCAAUCUGCAGGAGACGAUUCGGGAGAUUGUCCUGAGGCAUUUCCCCAAAACCCCCGCCGACGAUACCAAUGGCCAGUUCGGCAUGGCUUUCUUCUUGCAAGUUCUGUCAGGCACGUUUGAGCAGGCUAUAUCUUACCUAUACCCCUUUUCGUAUGUCGAUGCCAUUCACUUCGCGAUAGGGCUAGAGUUCUACGGCCUGCUGAGACCCGCCGAUCCUUGGGGCAAUGCGAAUGAGUUGUUGACGUACAACACCCGGUCGCAACCACAAAUCAGCUUUGGCCGCAUGCUCGGCUACUACACCAGAGAUUUCCGCGCAGCCGACGUAGGCUCUGCCGUGGAUUACUUGACAUUGAUCUGCCUGAACGCGGAUUUGGACGGCGACAUUGGAAAAGCCCAGGCCAACCUGUGUCACGAGGCACUCAGGGAACUGGUGCUUGAGACCCGAGAGUUUAGUAAACUCAUAGGUGACAUCCGACCCGAUGGCCAGCGUAUCACUGGGUUGAUUGAGGAGCGGGGCCCUCUCAUCGGCCUGAGUGAAGAAGACGAGUUCGUCAAGGCCGUCACUCUGCAGGCCGCACGCUUUGCAGACGACAGUGGCAGGACUACGGAUGCCGUCCUUCUGUACCACCUCGCUGCUGAUUACGAUAGUGUCGUCUCUAUUGUUAGCCGUGCGCUCAGCGAGGCAAUUUCGCUGGACAUUGGAGAGGACCCUAUGCGUCUGAUGCCCGUCAAGCCCCGAGCCGAAGGCAAGGCCGCCGAGGCGCAGCCUGGAAGCAGUCUCAGCCUUGCCUCGAUCGACGACCCGAUCGAUCUUGCAAGAACAAUGAUGUCGAUGUACGAGCAGGAUGCCAUGUUCUACACGAAAAUCGAGGCGCCCAACAGAAGUGCAUGCCACCUCUUGCUGCAAAUGAGCGAGAUCAAGGGCAUGGUCGAGGCAGGACAAUGGCCUGAGAGCUUAGAUAAAAUCCGUGCCCUUGAGAUCCUGCCGCUCGAUGCCGGUGGCGAUGCCAGCAAGAUCCGGCAUUACGCAUCCAAGUUCAACGGCCUGUCUCAGUCGGUUGCCAUCAACGUGCCGAACUUGCUGAUGUGGACCAUCACGUGUUGCGUCCGACAGCGCGAGAGGCUGCUCAGCGGGCAGUACAGCGGCAAUGAAGGAACACGGCGCAUGAUGUGCGACAACCUCAAGCAGAUCAGCAUGGACCUGACGACUUACACGACGGGGCUGAAGUACCGGUUCCCGGCGCACUUGCACCAAGCUCUGGCGAGAGCUUCCGCUGAUUAG